AUGACCCUGAAGAUCAGCUUCACUUCUCCCAAGCGCCAGGAAUACGUCGUUGAUGAACAGAGAAGACGGAGCUAUGCCGUAGCUUUCCACAUGUCUAUGGAGUGGGGAGAAUCAUAUAUCAGAGUCAAAUCAUAUAGGAGCUAUUGUGGAAAUUCCUCCGUAAUAUUAUGGGAAGCAACCUCCUCGCCUCAGCGUUUCCCUAACUUGGGUGCAGAGACUUCACGCAUCCUCCAUCAACUGCAUAAAUUCCAAGACUGUCAAGUGGAGAGGGUGUCAGAUGAGGUGAAUGUUAUUGCUGUUGAGAUUGCUGUAAGUGUAACUAAGGACGUCGGUACCAAUCGUAUAGAGCGAGGGGUGGUCCUAGUUGGGUGUCGUCUUCCUUGA
Eruca vesicaria subsp. sativa (arugula) is the source of this 384-nucleotide messenger RNA. The record is from the annotation of a GenBank genome assembly. Lineage: Eukaryota; Viridiplantae; Streptophyta; Magnoliopsida; Brassicales; Brassicaceae.